Molecule: messenger RNA, 1868 nt
Organism: Danaus plexippus (monarch butterfly)
Lineage: Eukaryota; Metazoa; Arthropoda; Insecta; Lepidoptera; Nymphalidae
Gene: gbb
Product: protein 60A
Exons: 7
Coding region: 145-1404 (419 amino acids)
Biological process (GO): BMP signaling pathway; SMAD protein signal transduction
Cellular component (GO): extracellular region
Molecular function (GO): cytokine activity; growth factor activity
Source: RefSeq, a predicted model, not a curated record
ACCUUGAGUGGGCAGGUUCAGUGGCUGUGACUGCGGUCUGCGGUUUGCUCUCUGGGCAGUAGUGAAUAUUCGCUGUCGUCUCACUCGUUAGUCGCCACUUGAGUGGGCGCUUUAAAGGAAUCAGUGUACACAAUAAGUUUUUUUAUGAACAUGGCCGGCACGGAGAUGAUUUUUCUUCUUGCAAGUUUUGUGUUAUUUGUAACUGAAUGUGAAUGUGCUCUUUCCGGGUUGUAUAUAGAUAAUGGUGUAGAUCAGACGGUGAUACACCAUUCUAUGACGCGACAUGAAAGGCAAGUAGUUGAACAUGAAAUUCUGGAGCUUUUAGGGCUCGGAGAGAGGCCGAGACGUACCCAAGCGCCGCCACUGGACCGAUCAGCACCAAGUUUUUUAUUAGAUGUUUACAAACAACUUGCCGAAGAACAUGAACAAGCUCGUCCAACACGUAGCUCCGAAAUGGCUCUUUCUGGUGAAGAGCAACAUGCAAUUGACGAGAGCGAUCUUAUUAUGACAUUCCAGAGCAAGAAACACCACAUGGGGUCACUUCGUCAUGGUCACGGCCGGCAUGUAUGGUUUGAUGUUGCCAGCGCGCCCGGCGACGCUUCAUCUCUCUUGGCUGCAGAGCUUCGUCUGCAUCAAGCCGCGACUCAGUCAGAUGAUCCAACAGCUUUAUACACUGUUGUUGCACAUCGGAUCGUUAGUGUGGAUAACUUAGGAGGUCUUCAAAUGGAAAAAGUUGCUGCGGUGAAUACAAGUGCCGCAUCUGAAGGAUGGCUGGAGUUUAACGUAACGAGUGCUCUGGCUACAUGGCUUGGAGCUCCGGCGGAUAACAAUGGAUUUUUCAUUACUCUUCACCCACAUACGCAGCCAGAACGACACGUCAAACCAGAAGAUAUCGGUAUACAGGAGACCCAUGGUAAUAAUACUGAGGCUAAACAACCUUUUAUGGUAGCUUUUUUCAAGAACGGACCUAAGCUCGGCAGCACAGAUUCUGGUGCGAGAAAGAAACGUGAAGCAAGACGCUGGCGGAAUCAUGGUUACUCGGAAAAUUAUUUGAGAAAUCCCCUCACGGAUACGUCACAUUGGACUAGCCGGAGCUGCGAAAUUCAAACGCUCUACGUUAGUUUCAAAGAUUUGGAAUGGCAGGAUUGGAUCAUAGCACCAGAUGGAUAUGGCGCAUUCUACUGUAGCGGUGAAUGUAACUUCCCUCUCAACGCACACAAGAACGCAACUAAUCACGCCAUCGUACAGACAUUAGUUCAUCUCUUGAAUCCCACACAGGUGCCGAAGCCGUCAUGUGCUCCCAUAAAACUCUCCCCUAUAUCAGUUUUGUAUUACACAGACGAUUCUAAUGUGAUAUUAAGAAAAUACAAAAACAUGGUUGUUAAGAGCUGUGGAUGCCAUUAAUUCUUUAAUAUAAGUAUUAGUUUUUGAUAAUCAAAACUAGUCGUGCAUGAAUAUUAAGUAGGCUGUCCAUAAUUUAACACUUUUAUGAACGAAUUAUGUGUUUUAAAUUUAAUAUUAACAUUUAUCGUUGACUUGACAUUAAAUCUAGAACAGCUCUCACCCUUAUUCAUAAAAUUAUUACUCAUUCUUAUAAGAAAUUGAAUUUGUGUUUUUUAUAAAAAAAGAAUAAAGUACCUUAUGUUGUAUACGUCGAUGCUUGUCUUAUAUUUUCUAAAUGUAAGUAGAUGUUAGUUCGUACAAAUUGUAAUAAUUAAUUACUUAGACUGAGUGAUUAUGUAUUUAGUGAUACGUGUAAUACUCACAAUUGUAUUUCUUGUAAAUGAUUGCAACAAAUGUGCCAAUUUCCGAGUCAACUAUGUAUAUUAUGUGACUAUGUGUAAAUAAAGAUUAUUUUGAAAAACUUA